AUGGUCGCAACCUUGUCAAACAAGAUCAAGACAUUGGGCUACCCAAGUAUAUCAGACGAUGCAAAUCAAAUAUGGGUGACCAUGGCGGAGACCAUUCGAAAGGUGGCAAAUGAGACAUUAGGGGUGUCGACGGGCAAACCAAAGGUGUACAAAGAGUCGUCGUGGUGGAACGAAGAAGUGCGAAAGAAGAUAAAGAACAAAAACAGGAGAUUCAAGGAGCUCAUGGCUUGCACGGAGGAGGAGGAUAAGACACAUAAGAAGGAGAGGUAUAAAGAAGCAAAAAGAGCGGCAAAGAAAGCAGUAGCGAAGGCAACGGAUCGUGCGUUUGAAGCCUUUUAUCAAAAGCCUGAUACUAAAGAGGGGGAGAAGUAUAUUUUUAAGUUGGCAAAAGUAAGAUCUAGGCAGAAAAAGGACUUAGGGACAAUGAAGUUCAUUAAGGAUGAAGGUGGACGAGUACUCCUUAGACAAGAGAACAUCAAGAUGAGAUGGCAUUAA
Molecule: messenger RNA, 495 nt
Organism: Amaranthus tricolor (Joseph's coat)
Lineage: Eukaryota; Viridiplantae; Streptophyta; Magnoliopsida; Caryophyllales; Amaranthaceae
Exons: 1
Coding region: 1-495 (164 amino acids)
Source: RefSeq, a predicted model, not a curated record